AUGACGAUCGACCUCCAACGUUCUGAUUUUAGAGCGAAGCCUCGAAUGUCAAUAGCAGGGAGAAGAACGUACACCGAAGACGAGCUCCAAGCUGCGCUAAGGGACAUCCAGUCGGGCAAGUUGGGAACCCGACGAGCCGCCGUCAUAUACGGCAUUCCCCGUUCGACACUCCGGAACAAAGUCUACAAAUUGGCAAUGGAACGAGAACGGGAGUCCCAUUUGAACACGUCGACGCCACUGAAAAUUGACGAAGAAGAAAACAUAGACGACGAAAAAGAAUUAUCCGGGGCCGAAGAAGAGAAAGAGGUCGAGAAAGCCCUCCAAGCUCCGCUCCUUUCGAUGGCCGACAUCCUACGAUUUUCCACCCUCGAUAACCAAGAAGCUCUCAAACACUUGUUGCAAAGAAGCAAAGAAGGUCAUGACGUUCUGACCGGUCUGGAGCACAGUGCGAUGGGACCGUACAUUCAAAAUCUGAUUCUGGCCAGCGGGAAUCUAUUUCCCGGUCAAAAAAUCGUCCCCGAAAGCGAAACGACAAACCCAUUACUACCGGAAUUUCUCAAGAGGAUGAUGGUAGAAGACCAUUUCAAAGAGCAAUUGAUACGGAGCCAAACGAACAACGGAGAAAACGACAAAAUAAGCAGGCCGAGUCCCUCGAACUCGGUCCUGGCGCGCUCCGAAAAGUCCAGGUCAGAAUCGGACAUGGAAACCGACGAGUCACCUUCUAAUGUGAUACUUAAAAUUCCGUCCUUCAAGCCAACCACGAGUAAAAAUGGAACGGAGGUGUUAAAAACAGCAACAACAAACUUAGCAGCAGCAGCAGUAGCAACAGAACCGAGUGUAAUUGUUUCGCCGCCGAUCGCGAAAGAAUCCGCCUCGCCGCCAAUUCUGCCGGGACGUGAAAUGACGCUGAAAGACGUCAAGGACGUCGUAGCAAGGACUAUAUGCCAAAAGUUUCAGCAAACGCCCGAACCGAUGCGCAUCCCUCACAUGAUGGACAUCGAUUAUAAACGGGGCGGAUUCACUCCUCCGAUGUCUAACAUUCAAGGCAUGAAAACGCAGCAGGACAUUGCCCGACCCUAUCAACCACCGCCACCUCCGCCGAAACCAACUCAAUCCACAACCUGUACGACCACGACAACUACGGGGGGGAAAGGAACGAGGCCGAAACGCGGUAAAUACAGGAACUAUGACAGAGACAGCCUGGUAGAAGCAGUCAGAGCGGUGCAAAGAGGGGAAAUGUCCGUGCACCGGGCUGGCAGCUACUACGGCGUGCCACAUUCCACAUUAGAAUAUAAAGUCAAAGAAAGGCAUCUGAUGAGGCCGAGAAAAAGGGACCCGAAACCGAAUCCAGUAGACGAGAAGAUCGCUUCUUUGAAACAGAACGAUUUACGAAAUGCAGCCGAAAAAAUGAAAACAACUGUGAUGAAACCGCCGCAAACGAAAUUCCCCACCUCACCAAACGGUAUGAAACUGCCAAUUUUCGAUCCCACCAUGACUCCUCUAGGGUACACUCCGCCACCUUUCCCUUUCUGGCCGCAUCCCAGUUUUCCACACAUUCCCAUGGAUUACGGUCGUAGUCCUUCAGCUACUUCGUUUCCACCGAACCCUGAACAAUAUUUUGCAACUCAAAUGAUGCAAAAAUUACAAGAAGACUCGAACAAGACUCAAAACUGUAACGUUCCGGCGUCGGCCAUCAAUUCGAUUCCCAAUUUGCCUAAAAGUGCCAGGCAAAUGGCGGAAUCGUUACUCGAUAGCUCGGGAACGAACGGAUCAUUCCUGGACGGCAUCAUAAGAUCCAGUUUGGAAUCAGGUGUGCCGUCGUCAAACGACGAAACGUCACCGAAAGACGAGAAAAACUUAGCACCGGAAAACAUGUCGAACAAAGCGUUGCUCGAACAGUUAUGCCGUAACAGUAGAUUAACGCCAUUAACAAAACCGAAUCUGACGGAAUCAAACAGCUCAACGGAAGAGAACUUUCGUAAGAACGCGAGUCCGCUUAAUUUUAGCAGUACAAUGAGCGACGAACAUUCGUCUGGUAGUGGUUUACACUCGAACCAAGGUGGUCGCACCGAUCGCGAAUGUUCUCCGCGGGGAGACCAUUCCGACGUGCCGACGAUAGAGCUCUCGAACGAUUCAAACGAAUCCACGACGACGGAUCAACCGCGCAACAACGGGCAAACUCAGGAAGAACGGAAAACGAUCCCAACAGCGAGAAUUUUUCUGAAACAAGAACUGACAAAAGUGGAGAACCUCAAGCCCGAGAUGCUGGUCCGUUUUCGUGACGCAUUGCACGACGUCGACCGGAACGGUACCGGAGAAUCUGCAACAGGAAGUGCCUCAGAAUCGGAUGCGGCUCAAGACUGACAUCAGGUUAACGUUUGCGCAAGGUUUUUAUACUGAGGAAUCAACAUUCCUCGCGGUUAUAUUGUUGAAACGUUUCCAGUUCGGAAACUUAUGGUUGUUGUCACAAGAGGUCGAUGACGGUGUUUGUUGAUUAUUAUUAUGAUUAUUAUUAUUAUUAUUAUUAUUUGUAUUGUUUCUGUUGCAGUUAGAAUAGUGAAUUUUAAAAGAGCGUUCUGUUUGCGGAACUUUCCACACCGAAUCGACUCGACUUGACUGUUGAUCGAACUUCUCUCCUUGCUUUCAUCGGUAAGUUUUUCAAAACAUAAAGUAUUUAGAUGCCCGUCCCUCUACAGAAAACAAUACGUAUUUUUUCCAUUGAAAUACAAAUACUAGGGACAAUCUUUAAAGAAUUCUACGAAAAAUUAAAAAUAAAUUAGUUUUGGUAUUAGACCGUUAACAUUCGUUAAAAAUUAAUUUUUCGAUUCUCUAUUACAAAAAGAACAGCACCGAUUGCUAUCCAGAAAGUUACUGAAAUACCACCGAAAGAGCGACGCAUUUAUACUAAAAAAGCGC
Agrilus planipennis (emerald ash borer) is the source of this 2916-nucleotide messenger RNA. RefSeq names its product mushroom body large-type Kenyon cell-specific protein 1-like. Gene Ontology annotation, molecular function: DNA binding. Gene Ontology annotation, biological process: regulation of transcription by RNA polymerase II. The coding region runs from base 1 to 2364 and encodes 787 amino acids. The transcript is spliced from 2 exons. The record is from RefSeq and is a predicted model, not a curated record. Gene Ontology annotation, cellular component: nucleus. NCBI's taxonomy places the organism in Eukaryota, Metazoa, Arthropoda, Insecta, Coleoptera, Buprestidae.